CCUACUCGGCCAGUUGCUUUCCCAAAGCCGAACCCUUUGGGCCCCGCACGCCUCAGCUUUAUAGGCGCUCUCCACCGCCGCGGCCGCCACGCGCAGCAACCGGUAGCGGACGAGCAAGCAACCCCAAGCCCUACUGCCACCCCGCCCCACGCCAUGGUCGACCCGGCCGAGCACCGUGCCCCGGAGGAGGAGGAAGAGACCGCGGCGGCGGGCGAGGACGAGGACACCGGCGCCCAGGUCGCGCCCAUCGUCAAGCUGGAGGAGGUCGCCGUCACCACCGGCGAGGAGGACGAGGACGUGCUCCUGGACAUGAAGGCGAAGCUGUACCGGUUCGACAAGGAGGGGAACCAGUGGAAGGAGCGGGGCACGGGCACUGUGAAGCUGCUCAAGCACAAGGAGACCACCAAGGUUCGCCUUGUCAUGCGCCAGGCGAAGACGCUCAAGAUCUGCGCCAAUCACCUCGUGGUGGCGACGACGAAGAUGCAGGAGCACGCAGGGAGCGAUAAGUCAUGUGUGUGGCACGCGCUGGACUUCGCCGACGGCGAGCUCAAGGAGGAGAUGUUCGCCAUCCGCUUUGGAUCUGUUGAGAACUGCAAGAAAUUCAAAGAUACUGUAGAAGAGAUUGCUGAGCAGCAAGGAAAGAAUGAGGAAAAAGAAAACGAGGAAGUCUCCUCUGCUGCUGUAUCUGUAGAGAAGUUAACAGUGACAGAGGCCAACAAGGAGGAAAAUGCGAAGAAAGAGGAGGCUCCCCCAGCAGAUGAUAAGAAAGAUGUUAAAGAGUGAAGGCGCCUGCUUUUGCUGCCUAUGCGUUAGUGGGCAUUUAUAUACUCAAAACAAGUGUCAAAUGAGUGUCAUUCCAUUCAUUUUGUUGUCAAGGUUAAUCUUACCUUCACAAAUUUUCAUUGUGUUUUCUUCGGGAUGAAUGUUUGUGCUAGGCAAAAUUGGAGUCGUGUCAGUCAUCUACUUGGCAUUGUUAGUUGAUAGACUUAUUUCAGUUGCUUGUUUAUCUGGGAUGGAGUGGCUGGGGUCAUCGUGUUUGUACAAUUAUUUGGAGUUGCUUUUGGAAUGAACGCGGUUUGAGUUGUUCAAA
This is a messenger RNA of Phragmites australis (common reed), 1090 nucleotides long. RefSeq names its product ran-binding protein 1 homolog c-like. Gene Ontology annotation, biological process: nucleocytoplasmic transport. NCBI's taxonomy places the organism in Eukaryota, Viridiplantae, Streptophyta, Magnoliopsida, Poales, Poaceae. Gene Ontology annotation, molecular function: GTPase activator activity. The coding region runs from base 154 to 783 and encodes 209 amino acids. Gene Ontology annotation, cellular component: cytoplasm; nuclear pore. The transcript has 4 exons. The record is from RefSeq and is a predicted model, not a curated record.